CACACACCGGUUACAUUACACUGUGGAAGCAGUGUGCGAGCAGUGGGAAGUCGGUCCUCGGCGGUUUUUUUUCCUCCAGUCUACUACCUUCUUUUCUGAUUGUUUUACGACUUUUUGCUUUUUUUUGUGUCCCUCCCGCGUCGAGGAUGUAUUUUGCAGCAUGAAAGCGGCGUAGCGCGUUUGCUUGUUGUCUUGCCUGAGCGUUGCAACUGUGUGUUUUUGUCUUCUUCUCUCCUUCCAGUUGCACAUCCAUCAGUUACCUUUUCACCUCCAGACGGUGUUUUGGUUUUGUUAGCCGACUUUCUGCCCCCCCCGCCAUCCCCCAAACCCCCUUUUUCCCCUCCUUCCCCUCCCCGUCCUCCCACUUUCAAGGACGACGCGGCUUCUUCACCGGACCACGGAGGAAAUAUUGUUUCUCACCUUUUAUAAAUGCACUUUUCCCCCCCCACCGGACCUUAUCAGUCGCCAGGUGUGUGUGUGUGUGCCUGUGCGCGUGUGUGUGCGCGCGUGUUGACUGACACGCGAGUGAUGAGAUUUUAACUCGUGGUUUGUCUUCCUUUUUGUUUUAUUUUUUAUUUUUGGCUUUUCUCCUCAUUAAAUUGAGGCGUGCACUGGACUCGCGUUCUGAGCCUCAAGUUUUAAACAGUCGUGGUGACGAGAAGAAGAAAACAAAAAAAAAGAAGGAGGGGGGGACGCUGACUCACAGCCCCUCGGUCCUCCUGUUGCUUCCCGUAAAAAGCUCACCGGCAGCGGGUUCCUCUGCCAGCGACUCCCGGUCGACGCUGCGGUCAAAGAGGGAGACGUUUGCUCGCUCGGUUCGGGGGGAUUUCAGAGGGAGUUUCCCCCCUCCCCUCCACGCCGCGUAGCUUCUUGCGCGUGUGUGAAACAAACUGAGUAAAAAACAACAACAACACCAACUAUAUAUAUAUUUAAAUUAAAAUAAAUAAAAAAUGCCGCAGUUAUCAGGCGGCGGCGGAGACCCGGAGCUGUGCGCUACGGACGAAAUGAUCCCGUUCAAAGACGAAGGAGACCCGCACAAGGAGCAGAUCUUCGCCGAGCUCAGCCACUCGGAGGAGGAGGGAGACCUGGCGGACAUCAAGUCCUCUCUGGUCAACGAGUCGGAGAGCAGCCCCAACAGCAACAGCCACGACGGAGCUAGACUGUCCCAAAUACCGCAAGAUUCAUAUCAUGAAAAACACAGAGACCAUUUGGAGGAUGGAAAACUCCAAGACCUGUACAGUAAAGGGCAUCCGUACCAGGGCUACCCGGGCUACAUCAUGAUGAGCAACAUGAACGACUCCUACAUGAACAAUGGCUCCCUCUCGCCGCCCAUGCCCAGAACGUCCAACAAAGUCCCCGUGGUGCAGCCGUCCCACGCAGUCCACCCACUCACCCCGCUGAUCACGUACAGUGACGAGCACUUCGCCCCAGGUCCUCAUCCCCAGGACGUCAACAACAAACAAGGAAUGCAAAGGCAUCACCAGGGACCAGACAUGACCAACUUCUACUCCCUGUCCCCCGGAGGAGUCGGGCAGCUCACGCCCCCGCUGGGAUGGUUCUCACACCACAUGGUGCCCGGCCCCCAAGGUCCCCACGCCACAGGGAUCCCCCACCCGGCCAUCGUCAACCCACAGGUCAAACACGAGCCUCUGCAUGAAACCGACAUCAUGCACAUGUGUUGUUUUCCUUACAGGAAGCCCCAGCACGAACAGAGAAAGGAGCAGGAGCCCAAAAGACCGCACAUCAAGAAGCCGCUAAACGCCUUCAUGCUCUACAUGAAAGAAAUGCGCGCCAACGUGGUGGCCGAGUGCACGCUGAAGGAGAGCGCCGCCAUCAAUCAGAUCCUGGGACGGAGGUGGCAUGCUUUAUCUCGGGAAGAGCAAGCUAAGUAUUAUGAGCUAGCCCGCAAGGAACGGCAGCUCCACAUGCAGCUCUACCCAGGCUGGUCCGCUCGAGAUAACUAUGGAAAGAAGAAGAAGCGGAAGAGGGAGAAGAUGCAGGAAUCAGCCCCAGGUACAGGCCAGAGAAUGAAAACGGCGUACAUCUGAGAAUAUGGAGGAAAACGGGACAAUUUCUCCACAUGCAAAGCGAAGGCAGCAGCUACGGGCCCUCUGCUUGAGAUGGAGGCCUGCUAGGUUCCACGAAGACCCUUAAAUCUCCCGUCUGAGGCCUCCAGUUCUCCAGAGGGCCGCACUCCCCCUCCACCCGUCUCUCUCCGAACCCCACCCAACCCCUUCGACACGGUCACAUUGCCACCCCCUCCACAGAAAACCCUUCACUUGUUGCACUCUCCUCCCGUCCUGAAGGCGCCCACCAGAGAGACACUGAACUGAACAAGACAAUCAUGAUUAGCUGGAGCACCCUCACGCAACCACCUUGUCUCACCGUAAAAAAAACAAAAACGACAACAAAAAAACAAACAAAAAAAACAUCGAUUUGUCGUCUGUGUUUCGUCAGUUCUCUUUUUACAAUCAGCUUUGCCGCAAUAGUCCCGAUGCACCUCCACUGCACCGCCCAGACACUCCGACACUCCAAGUCACCGUAAGUUAUUUGUCGCCUUGGUUUCUUUGUAUAGUUCGUCAGGCCCACAUCCAAUCCCCCCCCCCCGUUCUCUCUCUCCCUCCCUGGAUUUUUGAGACCAUUUGGGGUUUUGCCCGACUGACCAAACACCUCUUUUUAGACUGCACUAAGGAAGCCGGAGGAAUUUCAUCUUGUCUUCGAAUCGUCGAGACGCCAUUUUAGUUUGUUUGUUUUCAUUUGUUUUUCAUUUUAGACUGAAUUUGAUUUUGAAUGCUUUUUUUGUAUCCUGAACCCUUGUUUCAAUUUCUCGGUGUAUAUUUUAGUGUUUUUUUUUAAUAUUGUUUUUUUAUAUAGUGGUAUAUAUAAAAUUAAGCUUUGGACACAGGAAAGCCAUUUUUCUUGUUGAAGCAUCUUGCAGAAAAUUGAAACUUAAGGCUUCUUUUGAUAACUAUUUGUAACAAAUAGUGACCUCGAAUCCUUCUCAGAUGUAAAAUAAUGCUCAGUAUGUGUACUUUUUAAAACUGUCAGGAUAUGUCAAUUUUCUUGGUAUUUUUGCAGGCAACAUUAGGACAAAGGCGAGUGACGGCUCAGAGGCCUAUAUUUUAUUGUUCUAAAACAUGACAAAUGAAGCAGAUAUAUAUAUUUACCCCAGCACUUGGCAGUCUUUCUUUUAUUGCAAUGGACCUUUGUCUUUUCUCUCUGGUAGCUAAUAGUGUGGUCUUUAGCCAUGUUGUUUUAUUCCAUGCAGGCAUCUCUGUAACAUUAUUAUGAUUUUAAUGCUCUCUUUUAGUAUUAAUUGAUGAAUUCUUUUUUUUUUAAUUAUCAUAUUUCGGGUCACUGUCAUCUUGGUAUAGCAUUUUGCUUCCCAAGUGGUCACAUUUGAACUGUUUCAACAUGUUUUUUGGUAAGAAAAAUAAAAAGGCACCAUUGGCUCAUUUGAUCACUUGUGUGGUGGAAAGACGCGAGCUGAAAGUGCCAGAUGUAGCA
This is a messenger RNA of Gasterosteus aculeatus aculeatus (three-spined stickleback), 3507 nucleotides long. NCBI's taxonomy places the organism in Eukaryota, Metazoa, Chordata, Actinopteri, Perciformes, Gasterosteidae. The record is from RefSeq and is a predicted model, not a curated record.